UCUCCUACGGGGUCCUCGAGGAUCCUGGCUGUCCCUGCCUCUCCCUGGGGUCUCCAAUUAGAAGCCGGUGUUCCCAUCACGUGGUCUGUCCACCUCGGUCCUCUCAUAAGGUCCACCUCCCCACUUCUUGGUCCACGCCCAUCCUAUCCACGAUCCCCGCCCAGGAGGGAGCCCGAGUCAGAGGAGGGUGGAGGGGCCGGGCGGGGCCGAGGCGGGGCCAUGCUUGUCCCUCAGUCUCCUUUCCUGGCUUUCAGCACCUGCCGCUGUCCUCAACCUUCACUCUUGGCACUUCCAGCAGUCAAAGAUGUCCCAAGUCAAGCAAGUGGGCCUCUUGGCUGCUGGAUGUCAGCCUUGGAACAAAGAUGUCUGUGCAGCCAGUGGGGACAGAUUUGCUUACUGUGCUACUCUGGCAAUCUAUAUUUACCAGCUGGAUCAUCAGUACAAUGAAUUCAAAUUAUAUGCAAUUAUGUCUGAACAUAAAAAGACAAUCACUGCAAUUUCUUGGUGUCCCCAUAACCCAGACAUCUUUGUGAGUGGCAGUGCAGAUCCUUUAGUGAUCAUUUGGAAUGUGGCUGAGCAAAAAGUUGUGGCAAAACUUGACAAUACAAAAGGAGUUCCUGCUUCCCUUAGCUGGUGCUGGAAUGCUGGAGAUACUGUGGCAUUUGUUUCCCACAGAGGCCCGCUGAAUAUUUGGACUAUUUCAGGACCAGAUCUAGGUGUAACUGUACACAGAGAAGCCCACAGCUUUUUGUCUGAUAUUUGUCUCUUUAGAUGGCAUCCCCAAAAAAGAGGAAAAGUUGUAUUUGGACAUACUGAUGGAAGCCUCUCACUCUUUCAGCCAGGUUCUAAGGGUCAGAAACAUGUUCUGAGACCUGAAUCUCUUGAAGGGACAGAUGAAGAUGAUCCUGUGGCAGCUUUGGAGUGGGACCCACUGUCUACUGACUAUCUCCUUGUGGCGAAUUUACACAAUGGCAUUCGCCUUGUAGAUUCUGAAUCACUCUCUUGCAUCACAACAUUUAAUUUUCCUACGGCAGCAGCAUCAGUACAGUGUUUAGCCUGGGUUCCUACUGCACCUGGGAUGUUUGUAACUGGAGAUUCCCAAGUUGGGAUACUUAGAGUUUGGAAUGUUUCAAGGUCAACACCUCUUGAGAAUUUUAAAUUGAAGAAAACAGGAUUUCAUGUUUUACAUGUACUUAAUUCUCCCCCAAAGAAAAAAUUUUCAGCAUAUUCUCCAACCAAAAAUCAUUAUACAUCCUCAACUAGUGAAGCUGUUCCUCCCCCAAGUCUGACACAGAACCAAGCCUUUUCUCUUCCACCUGCCCAUGCAGUCUGCUGUUUUAUGGAUGGAGGAGUUGGGCUUUAUGAUAUGGGAGCCAAGAAAUGGGAUUUUCUUAGGGACUUGGGGCAUGUGGAAACUAUCUUUGACUGCAAAUUUAAACCUGAUAAUCCUAAUCUUUUAGCAACAGCUUCAUUUGAUGGAACUAUAAAAGUCUGGGAUAUAAAUACAUUGACAGCAGCCUAUACCUCUCCUGGUAAUGAAGGAGUUAUUUAUUCUGUUUCUUGGGCUCCAGGUGAUUUAAACUGUAUUGCUGGAGCAACUUCACGAAAUGGUGCUUUUAUUUGGGAUGUUGAAAGAGGCAAAAUGGUAGCCCGAUUCAAUGAGCAUGGAAAGAAUGGAAUAUUCUGCAUUGCCUGGAGUCAUAAAGAUUCCAAAAGAAUAGCAACAUGCAGUGGUGAUGGAUUCUGUAUUAUUCGCACAAUUGAUGGUAAAGUUCUCCACAAAUACAAACAUCCUGCUGAAGUUUUUGGUUGUGAUUGGAGCCAAAACAACAAAGAUAUGAUAGCUACUGGCUGUGAAGACAAAAAUGUCCGUGUUUAUUACUUAGCCACCAAUUCUGAUCAGCCGCUGAAGGUGUUUUCUGGACAUACGGCCAAGGUGUUUCAUGUAAGAUGGUCUCCUUUGAGAGAAGGCAUACUAUGCAGUGGUUCUGAUGAUGGUACUGUUCGAAUAUGGGAUUAUACACAAGAUGCUUGCAUAAAUAUACUUACUGGACAUACCGCACCUGUCCGGGGAUUAAUGUGGAAUACUGAAAUCCCCUAUCUACUAAUAUCGGGCAGCUGGGAUAGUACUAUCCGGGUGUGGGAUACUCGAGAAGGAACCUGUCUGGAUACUGUAUAUGACCAUGGUGCAGAUGUAUAUGGAUUAACGUGCCAUCCAAGUCGUCCCUUCACGAUGGCAUCGUGCUCCCGUGAUUCCACAGUGAGACUCUGGUCAUUAAUACCUUUAAUCACUCCUCUACAAAUAAACAUUCUGGCAGAUAAAUCUUGGGAAGAAAUCAUUGGGAACACUGAUCGUGCUAUGGAACCAAGUGCCCCACCUCUCUUGUGUGGUAAAGUAUCAAGAGAGAUGAAGCAAGACAUAGAAAAACUGACAAGUAAUCUGCGAGGAAGAAAACUAAGAUGGUUUUCAGAAUGUUUAUCACCUCCAGGAGGCAGCAAAAAUUUAUGGGACCUAGUUGCAGUAAUACAAGGACAAGAUGAUAGUUUACUUCCCCAGGAUUACUCCAAAGGAAUUAUGCAUAUGAAACAUCUGGUUAGAUUUAAAACUUCCAAAGCACAAGAACUAACCACAGUCAAAAUGUCUAAGUUUGGAGGUGGCAUUGGUGCACCUAGUAAGGAAGAACGCCUGAAGGAAGCUGCUGAGAUACACUUGAGAUUAGGACACAUUCAAAGAUACUGUGAGCUUAUGGUUGAACUUGGAGAGUGGGAUAAAGCACUCUCAGUUGCGCCAGGGGUCUCAAUGAAAUACUGGAAGAAGUUAAUGCAGAGGAGAGCAAAUCAGUUAAUACUGGAAGAAAAUGAUGAUGUCAUCCCAUACUGCAUUGCUACGGGGGAUAUAAAAAAGCUAGUUAAUUUUUUUACUUCAAGGGGUCAACUGAAAGAAGCCCUGCUGGUUGCACAGGCUGCUUGUGAGGGAAAUAUACAGAUUCCACAAGUGUUUGUACAUAAUGGAUCUUCAUAUUCUGAUGGAAUCAACAUGGAUGAUAACAAUGAACUUUUACAGAGGGUCAGUAAAGAACUGGCGGAAUGGUAUUUCCAGGAGGGACGGGCAGUGCUAGCAGCAUGUUGCUAUCUUGCUGUAGAUAAUAUUGAGCUUGCCAUGGCAAACCUGAUUCGUGGAAAUGAACUUGAGUUGGCUGUCAGUGUGGGCACCGUCUUAGGAGAGAAUGCAGCACCAGCAACCCAUUACGCCUUAGAAUUACUAGCAAGAAAGUGUAUGACAAUUCCAACAUGCUUUCCAUUUCUUGGAUACAGGGAUUUGGCUACAGACCUUCUCAUGAGAAUUCCUAAUAAUGAGUUGCACUUAGUCAAACUUUGUGCUUUCUACCCAGGAUCCACUGAAGAGAUAAAUGACCUACAUAAGAAGUGUAAUCUACCUACAAUAGAAGAAUGUACACGAUUAGCAGAGACUGCCCAUGCAGAUGGAAAUAUAUUUGAAACUAUAAAGUAUUACUUGUUAAGUGAAGAUCCUGAAAAAGCCCUUCCUAUUGGUAUUCGCUUCAUCAAACAACAAAUAAGCCAUUCAGACUGGACCUUGGAUACAAUCGAUCCAAUUCUUGACCUUAUGAGUUACAUCCGCACUGAAAGACUAAUGCUACAUAGAUGUAGUGAAGUGCGAAAUGAGUUGCUGAUAUUAUGUGGUUAUGUUGGUGCUUUGUUAGCAAUCAGAAGACAGUAUCAGAGCAUUGUGCCAGCCCUUUACGAGUAUACAAGCCAGCUUUUAAAACGGAGGGAUGUGUCAGUCCCUUUGAAAAUUGAACAACUUUCUGAAGAACUAGAUGCUUGGAGAUCUUGCCUACAGCCAGUCAACAGAUCAACAGAACUUCCACAUACUUCUCCAACUGACUCCCAAAGAAUGAUUUAUGAAAGUCUACUAAAGAAAAUGAAGGAAGAGCCACUCAGAGAAAUCACUGGACCAGAUUAUGUCACUGGUUCGAAUCUUCCCAGUCAUUCAGCUGUUUAUAUCUCUUGUCUGACAGGAUUAAAGAUCCAGGGUCCUGUCUUUUUCCUUGAAGAUGGAAAAUCAGCAAUUUCACUAAAUGAUGCUCUGAUGUGGGCAAAGGUGAAUCCAUUCUCCCCCUUAGGGACAGGAAUACGACUCAAUCCAUUCUGAAAGAAAUCUUUUUCUCCAUACUAAAUUACUUUGGAAAGAAGAGGGAAGAAACAUGCAGGUUAAUGUUACCUUAACCUCUGAUGUUGAAGGACAGAGAAAUGGUAGUUGAUUUUAUUUUGAAUGACAAAUGUAUUUGAAUUGUGGAAUUUUUAUAUAUAAGGGAGGGAAAAAAAGGAAAAUGAUGAAAAUGAAACACCUAAGUAAUUUAAAGGAAAAUCACCACAUUUUUAAUUUAAUUGAUAGUCAUAUUUGGAAGAAAAGUUAAUAUCCUUUUUAUCAAGCAAUUAAAAGAUUUAAAUUACAAGAGACUAUACUAUCUGCAAUGUAUAAAAAUCCUUUGCACACUUAAAAAAAUACCAAAAUACCAAGCAGUUAAAACAUCUACAUUUAUUAUGUUUCAAAUACAUAAAACGACAAGAUAAGCAUUAUGCCCUGACAUGUUUCAGUGGAAACUGAAUCACUACUUAUUUUGGUUUGUAAAAUAUGUAAUUAUCCCUUUUUAUCUUUAGCUCAUGUUUAAUAAAAUAUUUCUCUUAGAAAUUUGAUAAGUGUAAAUAAAUGUAUGCAUAGUUCAAUCAACUCAAUUUUCAAGGUCACAUGAAAAGUUUGCCUACAUAAUUACAUAUGCUUCCAUAUUAAUGAAACAAACUGACAAAAAUUAUAAAAUUCAGUUAGGUAUCGGGAACUUUGCAGAAUCAAUGACAACUCCUCACUUUUCCUCUAAAUAGCUGAAAUUAUUUAGAUAGACAUGGCCUAAUUGUUUAAUUGUAUUUUGAUUAACAUUUUUAAAGUGUGUGUGUGUGUGUGUGUGUGUGUGUGUGUGUGUGUGUGUGUGUAUGAGUGAUAAACCUAUCCCUAAUCAGUUGGUCUUAACUAAUAAUUUUGAGAUAGUAGAAAAUGUGUUCAUGGGAACAAUUUGGAAUAAGUUCCUGUAAGGAAACCACACAUUUUAUCCAAAACAAACACUAUGCAAAUUUAAAUCUUGUUCCUUUUCAACUAUUUGAAAACAGAGCCUUAUGUUUGACUACAAGGAUAAUAAUUUAAUCAGAUUGGGUUGUUUCUGGAACCUGCCUAUGAAAAAAUUAUUAAAAUUAACACAGCUAAGACAGGGCUUUGAUACUCUGGCAAUUAUUUGAGAAUAUUAUCAUAGACUUUGAUAUGUCAUUCCAGGUUAGGAACAUAGAGCCAUAAUAUUUUUUCUCCUUAAAACUGCUUCCAAAGCCUCUUCAUAUUUUCCUUGAGUAAUCUGAUGGCACAAAGAACAAAAAUCUACUGUUUGUGUAAUCUCAUUGACUAAAAAAAAAAAAAGGCUUGAAAUUCUUUCUAUUCUUAGUGGGGUUUAUGUAUAUACACAUAUAUACUUUUCACACUAUCAAAGUUUAAAAUUUUCAUCAACUAUCAUUUACCAUAUGGGGAAAAGAUGGAUAGCCAUGUAAAUAUUAAAAGUCCCAUACUUAGGAUAAUUCAGCUAAGUUCUAUUGUCAUUCUUAAUUUUCUAAGCCGAUAACAACAAAGUUUAUCUUCAAUUAAAAGUUAAAACUUUUAAACAUGUACAAUCAUUACCUUAUUACUAUGUUUAUUAAUACAUAAAAACAGCUUGUAGUGUUAUAGAUAAAACUGUAAACACUUCAAUUUUCAUUUUGUACAACAAAAAAUGCAAAUUGUGAACAAAUUGUUCUACCUUUUUAGACCCAAAAAACAUAAGCAUAUACCAUAUUUACUGGAAGAAAAAAAUUAAUCCUGAGGGGAUAACUGCAUCUGCUACUGUGUUGCUCUUUCAAUAUUUUGUAAUGUUCUAAACAUAAAUAUCAAGCUAAUAUAAUUUACUAUUACCAUUCAUUCUUUUUAGAACAUUAAAUAUGCCAUUUAACUGGA
Molecule: messenger RNA, 6049 nt
Organism: Monodelphis domestica (gray short-tailed opossum)
Lineage: Eukaryota; Metazoa; Chordata; Mammalia; Didelphimorphia; Didelphidae
Gene: WDR17
Product: WD repeat domain 17
Molecular function (GO): protein binding
Source: RefSeq, a predicted model, not a curated record